Molecule: messenger RNA, 2975 nt
Organism: Alosa alosa (allis shad)
Lineage: Eukaryota; Metazoa; Chordata; Actinopteri; Clupeiformes; Clupeidae
Gene: trim25
Product: tripartite motif containing 25
Exons: 14
Coding region: 177-2309 (710 amino acids)
Molecular function (GO): protein binding
Source: RefSeq, a predicted model, not a curated record
CGUGGCAGGCAGUGUAAAUUCAGCUAGCAGCGCUGCAGAAUCUUUGGUUCAGACUACCUUACUUGUCAUCUGGGAGUAGGCUAUCCACCUCCUGUAGCGUUAGUCCGUAGUUUGAGAUUUCAUUAUUAUAACUUCACGAGACGCACGCACGCACUGAAGACAGCACGCGCACAACAAUGGCUGACGAUAUGCCGUCUCUGCUCAGCCUGGAGGAAGAGCUCACAUGCAGUAUCUGCUUGUGUACUUUUGAAAACCCCGUCACUCUCCCCUGUGGUCAUAACUUCUGUCAAGGCUGUUUGGAUGAGACCUGGAAAGAAAGUUUCCUCCUAUUCUGCCCUCAGUGCAGGCACCACUACCCUAGCAAGCCCGAGCUAAAGAAAAACACAGUCCUAAGCACUGUUGCUAACACCUUCAAAAUGAAGUCCUCGUCAUCGGGGUCCAUGGAAACACUAGUCACGAUGAAAGAACCACAAGUUACCAAAUGUGACACAUGCAUGGAAGUGAAAGCAUUUAAAACCUGCCUUACAUGCAUGGCCUCGUUCUGUAUAGAACAUGUGAAGCCGCACGAGGAAAAUCCUAUUUUCCGCGCGCACCAACUGACCGAUCCUUUAGGAGACCUGCAGGAGCGGAUUUGCCAGGACCAUUGCAAGAUCAUGGAGUUCUACUGCAAGAAACAUGAGUGCAGCAUCUGCAGCAGCUGCCUGCAGCAGGUGCAUCGAGGUUGCGACUACACCACCCCACAGGACAGACGGACACAGAAAGAGACUGAGAUGAGGGGUAUGUUGAGUCAACUGGAUCGAAAGAUUGAGAAGAACAACAUUGUUAUGGCCCAAAUGAGGCAGCAACAGUUGCAGCUAGAGGAUGAUGCGGUUGCUCGUAAGACUGAGGUGAGCUCAGAGUAUCAGUUCAUAAGGAAUCUGAUCGACAUGGACGAGCGGAAUGCCCUGAAAGCUGUGGAUAAGGACUUGGAGAGUGGUCAGACCAAGCUCCAGUCUCUAUCAAAGAAGUUUGGCCAGAAUGUGGAGAAGAUGAACCAAACCAAAGCAGAGCUCAACGGCCUUCUGUCAAAAGCAGAUUCGUUGUCCUUCCUGCAGGCUUCAGUCCAACUGCCUCCCAAUGCCAAAUUUGACCCCUACUGCCCCCGUAUAAACUUGGACUCCAAAGCUGUGAUGGCCUAUCACUCCUCUGCUGUUGCUGUGAAGGAGCUACUGAAUAAAGUUCUGAGUGCACCAGUAGAAAACCGAAUCUCACUUCUUAAACCAGAUUUUGAGAAACAGGUUCUUGGUGAACCCUGUCAAGAUGGAAAGCGGCCACCAUUCUCUGUCUCACACCCUCCUGUCCCAUUUUUUUAUCUGGGAGGCGGGCCACUCCAAUCACUUACCUGUGCCUCAGGCAGCUGUCAGUUCCCAGAUAUGGCCCCUCUUAUGGGCGUUAUACCAGAUGUGACGCGCAUGCCCCGUGACAUGAAUUUCCCUUCCAGGAACAUCAGAUCACCCAGUCCGGGCGCUCCCCUCAGACCAGGUGGACAGAAAUUGAAACCAGCGCAUUCAAACAAGAAGCCAGAACACACGAAGGGCCAAAAGGACCAAAAGGGAGACAAAUCAGACCGUCAACGUGACAAAGAUCAUGGAAAGAAGCCUUCCAAACCUGCCGGUGGGUUCCCCAAGAACCCAAGUGAAUUCUGUAAAGGUCCACCUGCUAAUGAUGCAGAUACACAAGGUGUGACACUUCCUCGUGAUGUCUCAUCUGCUGUGAAAAGGAAUGACCUCCUUCAAUUUGGCACCGUUCUCAAGCUGGACCCCAAAACGGCCCACAAGCGCAUCGCCCUCACAGAGGACUUCACCAAAGCGUCGGUGGCCGAGGAGCCGUGCCAGUACCCCGACGGACCCCAGCGUUUCGGCGUGUGCUCGCAGGUGCUGUGCGCUAAGGGCUUCGCGCAGGGCCGCCACUACUGGGAGGUGAAGAUGAGCAGCAACAACUUCUGCGGCCUGGGCCUUGCCUACGCCUCGGUCGACCGCAAGGGCCCCAGCAGCCGCCUGGGCCGCAACGCCCAGUCCUGGUGCGUGGAGUGGUUCAACGUCAAGCUGUCGGCGUGGCACAACAGCACCGAGACGGUGCUGCACAACCCCAACCCCAGCCGUGUGGGCGUGCUGCUGGACUGCGACAGCGGCACCGCCACCUUCUACACGAUAGCAGACCGCGCCUACCCCUUCCACACGUUCGUCUUCCCCUUCCAGGAGGCCGUGUACCCAGCCUUCUGGAUCUUCUCGGCCGGCUCGUCCAUCUCUCUGUGCAAGCUGACCGCCUGAGCUCAGGUGAUGGCCUCUUAGUGGGCACUCUCAGUUGUUUGAACGUGCCUCUCUGUGAAGUCAUGGUGCCCUGCUUUAAUGGCUGAUAAUUCAACACAAAAACAUGAAGUAAGCACUUCAAAAAUGUUCAACAGUACACUUAUUCAUGGGGUGAGGGAAUCCGCAUGUGGCAUAUUUAGCAGUCUUGAAUCACAUGAGGAAACUAUUUCCUGCAAAACAAAUGAAUGGGCAGUGUUGGGCUUUUAUUUUGAGAAAAGAAAUUGUGCUAAACAAUAAUAAUCUUCACUGCAAACUUUUUCAUGCUGCAUUCUAGCACAUGCAUGGUUUCAUGUCAGGCUUAAUGAAAAAGGAAAUAGACUAGUGAAAUCCAGUGUAGUACUUCUUAUGAGUCUACAGCUUCAUCCUGAAUGCACUACAUGUAUAGUAACUUUGCUUCAGCACUUAACAAAAAAUUGUCAUUGUAAUGUAGCCACUGUUAAUAGAUGUUGGUAAAGUUAUGUAACUAAAAUAAUUUAAAAUAAUUGAAUCAGAAAUAUCAUCUAUUAUCUAUUAUAUCUAAUGUGUGUAUUUAGGUGUUGCCUAUUUUGUCUAAUGAUGUAUAAAUACAUACAUACACACACACACACACACUACCGGUCAAAAGUUUGGGUCACUUAGAAAUGUCGA